UGUGUAUAAGGAGUGUGAAAGAAUAGAGAUGAAGGUUUGAAAGGUGUUGUCUAUGGCUUUGUCCACCACAUUGGAAACCCCUCGCACAUUUGGAAUGUUCCAGUCGCAGGUGGAGGGUACAGUGAAAGCCAGCUGGCAGGAACCUCAGUCAGAACAUCUUCAGCCUGCCACCUCAGCCAAACUCGGGCAAAUCUCUUGGAGAAUCUCAAAAUGGAACCCAGGUGCACUUCAUGAUCCAUCUGUCUAUUGUCUGGGAUUGGGGGGCAAUGGGGGUCACCCCAGGAUGGUUAGCUGUGAUGAGGGGAAAGGUUUGAAAACAGCAAAGAAACCUUUGUUUGAGUUUCACCAUCCCACACUGGAACUGAAUGCGUACAAUCGAGAAUCGCACCAGGUAAAGCACAGCUGGUUCUCACUGAAGUUCUCUUGAUGGAAAUUUCUGUGAACAAGAUCCCUUGAUUUUCAGUGCAAAGUUUCCCAACUCCUCAAAGGAGGGAGGUGGUGGCACAGUGGUCCAGAACCCCAGGCUUAUAGUUGGGGCUUGAAUCCCAUCACAGAAGAUGGUAGAAUUUGAACUCAAUACAAAUCUGGAAUUCAGAGUCUAAUGAUGAUUAUUAAUCUAUUGCCAAUGAUUGGAAAAAUCCACCCGCUUCACUAAUGUCCUUCAGGAAGCUGGCAUCCUUACCUGGUCUGGCCUGUAUGUGACGCAGUUGACUAUUAACUCAAAAGGCCAAUCAAUAUCCACAUCUCAUGACUGGAAAUAAAUGUUAACUGCCGGGCUUUCAGUGGCAAAAAAUAUUUAGCUGCUGAAAAGUGCAACUUGAAGUCAGGAUGACUGUUUCUGAAGAAGUAAAUCUCAAAUAAGAAUGACCUCAGGUUAAAUGGGAUGGGGUGGGAGGAAUAAUGUGAGGGUGAAGGGGACAGAAAUCGGCGGGACUGCUGCGCGUCCACUGAGGAUUCGCAGAUGGUGGCACGCACUGGAAGGGCCGAGCGGCCGCUCACUGACGGCGGGAACAACGCGGUGCCGGGACAAAAUCUGACCUCCGGGGUCCCCCAACACCAGCCCGGUCUGCCGUCAAUGCCCGUCGGUUGGACUGGAGUAGGUUUGAAUUAAAAUAUAGUGGAGAGGGAGGAACUGGGAACAGGUAAAUCCGCGUGAAAGCUGAACAUUUGCAAAAUUUUGGACCUGGAGAUACUCAUUGUUGGUUUGAGGGUGCGUGCGGGUUCGGGUUUAAACAGAAGAAAAAAAAAAUCUGUGCCAACAGCUUUAAAACCUUGUGUUAGAAGGCGGUGCAGUGUUGAAAGCAUCACGCAGGGCUGUAGGUAAGUCGCUGACAAUUAUUUACCCCCUAGCUCCUGAUAUUUAAGGGGAAGCGAGAGGGAGAGAGCAUAGGAGGUGCAGUAUACAUAGAGAGAGAAAGACCCAGACAUAGACAGGCACACAGUAUUACUGGAUGAACCUGCAGCUACCUGCCGCGCCCGAGCGGGCCUCCUCCGGGGAACACUCGGGGAAUGAGUCGGGCGCCUGGGCUCCGACGGGUCGUCCGUCCAACUGGAGCGGCGGAGGUUGGCCGGAGGGGGCGGCGGACGAGGACGUGAGGAUGGUGGUGAUCCAGUUCGUGUACGCGCUGGUGUGCCUGGUGGGGCUGGCGGGCAACGCCAUGGUCAUCUUUGUCAUCCUGAGGUACGCCAAGAUGAAGACGGCGACCAACAUCUACCUGCUCAACCUGGCGCUGGCCGACGAGCUCUUCAUGCUCAGCGUCCCGUUCGUGGCGGCGGCGGCGGCCCUCGACCGCUGGCCCUUCGGCCCGCUCAUGUGCCGGGCGGUGCUGAGCGUGGACGGACUCAACCAGUUCACCAGCGUCUUCGGCUUGACCGUGCUCAGCGCCGACCGCUACGUGGCCGUGGUGCACCCCAUCAAGGCGGCCCGUUACCGGCGCCCCAGCGUCGCCCGGCUCGUGAACCUGGGCGUCUGGCUGCUCUCGCUGCUGGUCAUCCUGCCCAUCGUGGUGUUCGCCGGCACCGCGCCCGUCGGUGGCGGCAGCGAUUCCGCCGUCAAUCCCGGCGUCAACCUGGCCCCUGGUUCCGCCGGGGGCUCCGCUCUAAAGGUGGGCAUCAGUUCCGGUGUAGGCUUCAGUGUAAGUCCCGGCGUAAAUAUGGGCGCUAAUUCCAGUGUAAUUCCUGCUGUAAGUUUGGGCAUCAAUUCCAGAGUAGGAUCCAGUGUAAAUCCCAGUGUAAGUGUGAAUGGAGGAUCCAGUGUAAAUCCCAGUGUAAGUGUGGGUGUAGGUUCCAGUGUAAAUCCCAGUGUAAGUGUGGGUGUAGGUUCCAGUGUAAUUCCCAGUGUAAGUGUGAAUGGAGGAUCCAGUGUAAAUCCCAGUGUAAGUGUGGGUGUAGGUUCCAGUGUAAAUCCCAGUGUAAGUGUGAAUGGAGGAUCCAGUGUAAAUCCCAGUGUAAGUGUGGGUAAAGGAUCCAGUGUAAAUCCCAGUGUAAGUGUAGGUGUAGGUUCCAGUGUAAAUCCCAGUGUAAGUGUGAAUGGAGGAUCCAGUGUAAAUCCCAGUGUAAGUGUGAGUGUAGGUUCCAGUGUAAAUCCCAGUGUAAGUGUGGGUAAAAGAUCCAGUGUAAAUCCCAGUGUAAGUGUGGGUGUAGAUCCCAGUGUUGAUUCCAACGGCAAGGUGAUGUGCGCGUUUCUCUGGCCGCAGCCAGCCUGGUCAGUGGCAUUUGUCGUCUACACCUUCCUGCUGGGCUUCCUGUUGCCUGUGCUGGCCAUCAGCCUAUGCUACCUGCUCAUCAUUCUGCAGACCCGGGCGGUGGCCCUCAAAGCCGGCUGGCAGCAGCGCCGGCGCUCCGAGCGCAAGCUCACCCGCCUGGUGCUGACAGUGGUCGCUGUCUUCGUGGUCUGCUGGCUGCCUUUCUACGCCGUGCACCUGGCUGGUGUCUUCCUGGCCCAGCGCAACACCACUGUUAACCACCUCUGUGUGAUCCUCAGCUACGCCAACAGCUGUGCCAACCCCAUCCUCUACGGCUUCCUGUCCGACAACUUCAGGCGCUCCUUUCAGCGGAUCCUGUGCUUCCGUUGGCUGGAGAAUGACACCGAGGAGCCGGUUGACUAUUGCUCCACUGCUCUCAAGAGCAAAGUGGGCAGCCCAUUGGAGUUCCAGCCUGCUGAGGACAUUGCCUCUGAGUCUGUUUAUAGAAAUGGUACUUGCACAUCAAGAACAACCACCUUGUGAAUUCAGACACAAGGACCUCUUGACAGUUUUCCAGGUCAAAUCUAUUUUACUAAAGGUUAUUCGCUUUUGAUGAUGUUGUCAGUUCGACCAUUUGUUAUAAGCCAGUUUCAUGAGGGAUUUAUGAUGGUGAGUGUCCAUUAGACACAAAUGUGUGCCCUUGUAACUUACCUGGUGAAUCUCUCUCUCUCUCUCUUUACUGUGUGUCCCCAUCCCUCGCUAUUCACUGAGAGGAGCUGGGGUAAAAGAGAAAGAGCAGAAAGUGCUGGAGAAAUUCAGCAGUGUUCUGACAGUAUGUAUGAGAGGAGAAAAACAGAGGGAGGUUUGGCCUUAAUGACAUUUAACUCGGCUCAGAUGCUGACAGCUUGCGGAGGUUCUCCAGCAUAUUAUGUAUUGUUUUUAAAAAUAAUUUCAGACAUCCAGUAUGCAUGGUCUUUUUAAAUAUAUGCUUUUAUAUUAACAUGGGCUGCAUUGACAACCUCUGUUUUUCCACCUGUAAGGGAAUUUGCCCAGGGUGGUCCAUCCAUCAAACUUUACAGAGGUCUGAAGGUCCAUUCUGUAACCUGAUUUUUAGACCGUGUCAAAUAAGUAGCUGGGAUCACACUAUUUGGCCCAGCACCCAAUAUUUAUUAUAGCACUAAUCCUUUGCUCAAGGUGUGGGGGAAAUGACAGAAUGCAUUGUACUAUUUUAGCAGAAAACCCAGAAUAUAAACUCCCACACAAGAUCAGAAUAGUAAUUGUUGCAACAACAGUUUGUUGGGUUGUGUUAAGAAAGUGACUGCCAAUGUUUGAACUAUAUCCAUAUCAACAUUUGCUUAAAAGGCAGGGGAUGCUAUCCAAAUGUGUAAUUGCUCCCCCAACCACAUUCACAGUCUGUAUUAUUUUCCCAAUCAUGUCUUUGCAAGUAUAAUGCUGCUAGGUAUUCAAAGAUUGUGGGCUAUAAAUUUCAAUUAGUCUCACCUUUAAAAUGGUAACUACAGACUGCACAGUCACUGUGUGUCAGUGAUAUUCUGAUAUUCAAUUUACAGAGUUGAGUGGGCAAUGCUGCGGGCUGACAGCUUUAUAACAUUAAAGUGUCUCCACUCAAAUAGAACAAAAAAAGAUGCAAGGUCAUAAAGUAUAGCCAUGUCUCAAAGGCUUAUUUUUCACACUUGUGGGAUGGUCAAUCUUUGGAAUUCUUUACUCCAGAGGGCUGUUGAACCUCAGUCAUUGAGUAUAUUACAGAUGGAGAUCGAUACAUGUCUCGAGAUUAAAAGCAUUAAGAGAUAUAGGAAGUGUGGAAAAAUGGUAUUGAGACAGAAGGUCAGUCCUGACCCAAUUGAAUGGUGGAGCAGGCUUGAUGGGCCAAAUGACCUACUUCUGCUCCUCUGUUCCUAUGGAUUAGAUUAAAGAUGUGUACAGGUACAUAGUUUAGAAAUUGUGCUAUUCAAGUUGAUAGUUAAAAUAAGGUUAAUAUGGAGCUAAUGAACUAAGGUAACAUCUGAUAUGAACACACAUCAGGUAAGAAAGAAUGGAAACAUUAAUUCUUUCACUCAGACCUGUAAAGAUAAUUCUCUCAUCCACAAAAUGAACUGUGGAAAGAAAAAUGCACUAUUCAGCUUAAAAGCACACUUGUAGCUACCAAAAAUAGAAUCUUAAUAUUCAACUUAUUGCUAAUCAUAAAGAGAAUCAUUGUACCCCCUUAAACAAAGUUACAUUUAAAAAUGAAGAUUCAGAUUAUAUCUUCAGUGGCACACUGAACUGCUUUUCUUUUAAUGCUGUUGUAGAAGCAGCUAAUUUAUCCAUAUUCAGAAGACCUUCAGCACAUCACAAAAUGCUUUAUAACCAAGAAAGAGCUUUGAAAAAUAUAGUCUCUGUUGCAGGGAACUGCAACAAUUACAUCAUUAAAUAAAUGACAGGUGAUCUGACUUUAGGUGUUGUUUGACAGGUACAUAUUGGAGAGACACCUCCAGAUUUUCUUCAAAAAGCUUAAUGGGAAAUGAACACUCACUAGAGAGAACAAACUACAUCUUUGUUCAGCCAUUCAGCGUAUUUCUGCUGUGCUCACAGAAGUGUCAGCCUUAAAUAUCUUGCAAAUCAAAAGGGUCUUGAACUUCUGACCUUUUAAUGUGGAUGUGAGAACACUGGGCUAAGGCUGAACCUGAGCUUGGCUUUUUCUUUACCACCACCAAAUCGUUGAUGUUACCAAUUCAAAGAUCAAUUUGCAAACACAGCCCACCGGGGCAGUGCAACAACAACAAAAGUGAGGGCACGACAGGGAGAGAAAGAGAAAGAAGGGACUAAAUUAAAAGAAGGCACUUCAUCCUCCACUGUGUCCAUCUCUCUUUAAAGGCUUUGAGGGUGUUGAUAGACACCAAGGCCCCGUCUUCAAGGAUAGCUGGGUGUGAAGAUAGCCAUGGAAGAGCGGCAGACAGUUGGAGUUGGCCUAUUUAAUGAAAGAAUUAGUUAUUCAAUAAUAAAAUUGAACUUUCUGGACCCUUAAGAUAUUUAAACAAUAGACAAUAGGUGCAGAGUAGGCCAUUUGGCCCUUCAAACCAGCACCACCAUUCAUUAUGAUCAUGGCU
This is a messenger RNA of Chiloscyllium plagiosum (whitespotted bambooshark), 5788 nucleotides long. Lineage: Eukaryota; Metazoa; Chordata; Chondrichthyes; Orectolobiformes; Hemiscylliidae. The record is from RefSeq and is a predicted model, not a curated record.